UUUUUCUAUCCAAGAGCAGUGAAGGUUUUCAUUUCAUCCAAGUCUUUUGCAUAAACGUUCAACUUCCGUUACUUACCACACCAGUAGCAUCUCGUGCCUCCGAACGCAGUAGAGCAAGCAUGAGUGCCAUAGAAUUGUAUCGACAAUGUAUAGACAUUCUCAGGCUCCUUUCCCACCCCGUAGGUGUAUCACUGUGGAAUCCUGAUCAGUUUUUAACCUUCGGAUCGUACUCGAUUGUAACGCAGAUGGUUAUCUACUUCUGGUGCAACUUUUGGACAGUUUUCAAGUACCGCCAUGAUAUAAUCCAUGUCAUGGAAGUCCUGAACUGUGCAGGCAUAGCAUUUCAGCUAUCGGUCAAAUUUUUCAUUGCAAUGAAUAACAAAUUUCUCAUUCGAGGGUUGUUACAGACCAUCGAAAAUAACCUGUAUGAACGAUAUCCGGAUCGAUCGAGUAGUGAGGGGGAAAUAGUGUUCAUAUUUGCCAGGAAAUACAACAUUCUUCUGAAAAUUCUUGCUGUGUUGUACUGCUCCACUCUAUUGGUGUUUGCACUGUAUCCGUUAUACAUCUACUACUCGGAGGGAAAACUUAUACCGUUAUUUAUGUUUGAAGUUUCAUACGUCGAUUGGCACACCGUGUGGGGCUAUUUGCUAACAAAUUUUGUUCAAGUGGUAACUUAUCUGAUGGGCCUAUUCGGAAUGAUUUUGGCAGAUGGACUUUUGGUUUUGCUGGUUGUGCAUGGACUGGUUUAUAUUGAAGUGUUCAUGAUUCAUCUGAGAGAUCUGGCCAAAAUGUUACAAUCGGAGAACGUGGGCGAAAACGAAGAAAAGAUUAUGGAGCUAUGGAGAGAGUGUCUUGUAGAGCACCAGACUAUCAUAGAAUAUUUCACUGAUAUUGAAAAUGUGAAUGGCGGAAUGUGUUUAAUCCUCGUCUUCACUGGCGUAUUCGCUAUAUGCGAUAAUUUAGUUUUAUGUGCCCUGACUGACUGGUAUGCCUCAUAUCUAUUCCUGUUGAUAUGUUUCGUACAACUUACUAUCUAUUUUGCUGUUGGAAAUGCUGUUGAGCUGAAGAGUGACGCAUUGGAUAUAAGUGUUGUGAACUUUCCGUGGCAUUUGCUCAAAAUUGAUAACCAAAAAGAAUAUCUAUUUUUGAUUUGCCAAAUGCAGCGUCCGAUAAUUCUAACUGUGUACGGAUUUUCCAAUCUUAAUCUGGAAGCAUAUAUGACGAUUUUGAAAGCGUUAUACCAAUUUGCUAUGAUGAUUUUGAACUUUUUAGCAUAAAACAUGAAAAACUAUGCAGAUCUAUUCUGUUUUAUACUAGCUCUAAGACAUUUUUAUCUCAGAAACGUUACUCACGUGUAAUUUAAGAAUAAUUUAUUAAUAAUUUCAAUGUUUAAACAUAGU
Messenger RNA from Aedes aegypti (yellow fever mosquito), 1400 nucleotides. RefSeq lists its product as uncharacterized. Bases 120 to 1277 code for a protein of 385 amino acids. Gene Ontology annotation, biological process: sensory perception of smell; detection of chemical stimulus involved in sensory perception of smell. The record is from RefSeq and is a predicted model, not a curated record. Lineage: Eukaryota; Metazoa; Arthropoda; Insecta; Diptera; Culicidae. Gene Ontology annotation, cellular component: plasma membrane. The transcript has 5 exons. Gene Ontology annotation, molecular function: olfactory receptor activity; odorant binding.